AUGGGAAAUGACGAUGCACAGGUUCCUGCACCAGGAUCAGAUCAGCAGCCGUCAAGCAGCGGCUCGCAGCCGACACAACAAAAGAAGAAAAAGGAGUAUCAGAAAUUAGAGCCAACAUCUCCAGAGCAGCUUGCACAGGAAGACCUCAUGAACAACUGUGCAGUGAAGACGGUCGUAUCAGGCGUCAUGGGCUCAGUCCUUGGCGCGGCCUUUGGCGUUUUCAUGGGAGCCAUGGACAGUGCGACCCCAGCAAUGGACGGAUCAGCUGCAGGCGCUCCGAAGCAGAGCACACGGGAGGUCAUCAAGCAGAUGCUGAAGACGACGGGGCAAAGAAGCGUGCAAAUCCGAGCCAAGCACGACAUCUACAACGCUGUGUAUGCUGGCUGUGCUGCUGGGGGUGUGCUGGCUAGCAGCGCCGGACCCAAAGCCAUGUGUGCUGGCUGCGUUACCUUUGCUGCGUUCUCGGCUUUCAUCGAUAAGAUGAUGGACCACGACUGA
Coccomyxa subellipsoidea C-169 is the source of this 498-nucleotide messenger RNA. RefSeq names its product Tim17-domain-containing protein. NCBI's taxonomy places the organism in Eukaryota, Viridiplantae, Chlorophyta, Trebouxiophyceae, Coccomyxaceae. The record is from RefSeq and is a predicted model, not a curated record. Gene Ontology annotation, cellular component: TIM22 mitochondrial import inner membrane insertion complex. Gene Ontology annotation, biological process: protein insertion into mitochondrial inner membrane. The transcript is spliced from 3 exons. Gene Ontology annotation, molecular function: transmembrane protein transporter activity. Bases 1 to 498 code for a protein of 165 amino acids.